GCCUCAAUCAGAACAAACCGUCUGCACAAUGGCCAAGUCGAGCUUCUCGGAUGUGCGACUGCAGGAUAAAAGCUCUCAAGGCGUCAGUAUGUCUACACCGUUCUACCUUCACGCUCUGGCAAUCUGUUGUCGUUUUCACUCGAUCGAACUAGUUGAUCUCCUGGCUUACUCUGCUCUGUCUUUGCUUUUUUUUCUUUGUUGACUAUUUCUAGUUCGUCGCUGGAAUUUCCCUUUCCUUUCAAGAUGCCGGUGAAAUCAGCUAGUUCGGUCAGCCCGGAUGAGCCCCUCAAGCAUGAAAAGUCUCGUGAUGGCCAUUCCGAUGACGAGGGCUCAGAUGGCGAGGGCUCAGAUGGGGAGAGAGAACUUGUCAUACUUGAGCUUCCCAAGGUGGAUGGUGCCGACUAUGGAGACGAGGAGCUCGAAGCCGAACUCACCAAGCUCGGGCGGUCUAAACGUUCGAGCUAUGCCAUCCGCCGUCCACGGAUAUUCAUUCCGGCCCGGGACCAUGAAGUCUUCUCGGUGACGGAACCGCCUCUCGCUGGCACGAGGCUGUUCCAUAAGUAUCGGGUUGGACGGACAACUUUCCGGAUCCUGAUCGGCACCGAGCCACCGCCGGGCCCGUCCGACCAGACGAACACGCUGGGAUACCAACUGCUCCGGAAAGAUAUGUUCCUCCUGAGCAGUUCGCUGCCGGCAUUGUGCCAGCCGUUCUUCAAGGCGUAUGCGGACUGGACCGGCGACGAUCUCGAGAGUCAUCUCCUGCGUUCCGAAGUCCACUUGCAGUUGGCGACCAACAAGGACGGACUGCCCACGGUCAUCAACCUCACUCCGCCGGGCCAUCUGCCCGCCUUUACGGUUCGUCAGGGCCCGGGAUAUGACAAGACCCCCUGGCCGGACCUAAGCAUUCCCGCCGGCUUUCCCCGCUAUGAACUCGCGGCAGCCACAGUGGUGGAGACGAUAUUCCCGGACCGGGUAUACAAGGUUGAGAUCGACGGCACGCCGCUCAUCUACAAGAGAGGGAAGUGGCGGAAGUGGCUCACACGCGAGGCUACCAUGCUUCGGGAAUUGGAGGGGUGUUCCCUUCGUAUACCCAAGCUGGCGGGCUUCAUCGGGUUGGAGAGCCAGGGUCCAGGAAUUCUGAUAUCGUUCAUCCCCCACGAAACCACUCUGUGGGAUGUUCGGGACAACAUGCAGACGACGGAUCUCGCUGUGCGCCACAAGUGGUUUGACCAAAUUCAGGGAACUGUCAUGGUGCUUCACCAGAGGGGUAUGACCUGGGGAGAUGUCAAGCCAGACAACGUUCUGAUUGACAGCAACCGGGACGCGUGGAUCAUAGAUCUAGAGGGAGGUGCUACAGAGGGCUACGUGCCCCUAGAGCUGACGGGAACAGUAGCAGGUGAUCUUGUGGGGUUGAAGGCGAUCCGUGAAUUCUUGGGCUUGCCGGACUGAAGGAUAGAUGGCUGGCUAUGAAUGAUCAGAGGCGUGGAGCCCGGUGAUGAUGUACCUAGUGAACACUUG
Messenger RNA from Aspergillus japonicus CBS 114.51, 1518 nucleotides. RefSeq lists its product as uncharacterized. The transcript has a single exon. NCBI's taxonomy places the organism in Eukaryota, Fungi, Ascomycota, Eurotiomycetes, Eurotiales, Aspergillaceae. Bases 244 to 1449 code for a protein of 401 amino acids. The record is from RefSeq and is a predicted model, not a curated record.